AUGGGUCAAUCAAAGCGUCCGUUCAAAAAUAAGGAAGAGAGAAAGGGCAGAGGCCUAGGGCGAUCGAGGCACGAUGAAUCUGGCGCUGGCGGGAGGCCGCAAGUCAAAAAGGCCGUUUUUGAAAGCAGUAAAAAAAAGGAAAUCGGUGUCUCGGAUCUUACAUUGCUCAGCAAAGUUUCCAAUGAAGCCAUCAAUGAGAACUUGAAGAAGCGGUUCGAACACGGGGAGAUUUACACAUACAUUGGACAUGUGCUAGUUUCCGUGAAUCCUUUCCGAGAUCUGGGAAUCUAUACGGACCAGGUCCUAGAGUCAUACAGGGGGAAAAACCGGCUCGAAGUUCCCCCGCACGUAUUCGCCGUGGCCGAAGCCGGAUACUAUAACAUGAAAGCAUAUAAAGAAAACCAAUGUGUUAUUAUUUCUGGAGAAUCUGGAGCGGGAAAGACGGAGGCAGCAAAGCGCCUCAUGCAAUACAUUGCGAAUGUGUCCGGUGGCACCGAUUCUUCCAUUCAACAUACAAAACAAAUGGUACUCGCGACAAACCCACUUCUAGAGUCUUUUGGCAAUGCAAAAACGCUACGAAAUAACAACUCCUCGCGAUUCGGAAAGUAUCUAGAGCUACAAUUCAACUCCGUCGGAGAGCCGGUCGGCGCGACUAUCACAAAUUAUCUUCUUGAGAAGUCUAGAGUUGUAGGCCAGAUCAAAAAUGAACGGAAUUUUCAUAUAUUUUACCAGUUUACGAAAGCAGCCCCUCAAUCUUAUAGAGAUGCCUUUGGUAUUCAACAACCCCAGUCGUAUGUAUAUACCAGUCGAUCUCAAUGCCUUGACGUCGCUGGAAUCGAUGAUGCUGCCGAUUUCAAUGACACGCUAGAGGCUAUGAAGAUCAUUGGUCUUCCCCAAGCAGAACAAGAUAAUAUUUUCCGCACCCUGUCUGCAAUACUGUGGCUGGGGAAUAUGCAAUUUGAGGAGGACGACCACUCCAAUGCUUCAAUUACCGACCAGUCUGUUAUUGACUUCGUUGCUUACCUUUUAGAAGUGGAUUCUGAAGGGGUUAAAAAGGCGCUCACGCAGAGAGUUGUCGAAACAGCACGAGGUGGGCGAAGGGGUUCGAUCUAUGAGGUUCCUUUGAACACUGUCCAGGCGACUGCAGUGCGUGAUGCCCUAGCAAAGGCUUUGUAUUUCAAUUUAUUCGACUGGAUUGUUCAGCGAGUCAAUGCAUCCUUGAACGCACGAGGUUCUAUUACAAACACGAUUGGCAUCCUGGACAUUUACGGAUUCGAGAUUUUUGAACGAAACUCGUUCGAGCAGCUCUGCAUUAACUAUGUUAAUGAAAAGCUACAACAAAUCUUUAUCCAAUUAACAUUAAAAACGGAACAAGAAGAAUACGCUCGAGAACAAAUUAAAUGGACGCCCAUCAAGUAUUUCGAUAAUAAAGCUCUCCGCCACCUGAUCGAGGAUAAGAGACCACCGGGGGUGUUUGCAGCACUCAAUGACGCCUGCGCGACUGCACAUGCUGACUCGGCGGCCGCAGACCAGACUUUCGUUGGAAGGCUAAACUUCUUAUCCCAGAAUCCGAAUUUUGAAUCGCGGCAAGGUCAAUUCAUUGUCAAACACUAUGCCGGCGAUGUCGCUUAUGCGGUGGAGGGAAUGACAGACAAGAACAAGGAUCAGCUUCUGAAAGACUUAUUAAACCUUGUCAACUCGAGCAGCAACAGCUUCUUACAUACCCUGUUCCCGAACCAAGUGAAUCAAGACGAUAAGCGGCGACCGCCAACUGCUGGCGAUAAGAUCAAGGCUUCUGCUAAUGAUCUCGUUACCACUCUCGCGAAAGCGCAGCCGUCCUACAUUCGAACCAUCAAACCAAACGAUAACAAAUCACCGUCGGAGUACAAUGUCGCCAAUGUCGUCCAUCAGAUCAAGUAUCUUGGUUUACAAGAAAACGUCAGGAUUCGGCGAGCAGGUUUCGCCUAUCGUCAGACGUUCGAGAAAUUCGUUGAACGAUUCUACCUCCUUUCCCCCAAAACUUCCUAUGCUGGCGAAUAUACUUGGUCCGGCGACGCUCAAUCCGGUGCACGCCAAAUUCUGAAAGACACUAGUAUCCCACCAGAGGAGUAUCAGAUGGGCGUCACGAAAGCAUUCAUUAAAACCCCUGAGACGCUCUUUGCACUGGAGCAUAUGCGAGACCGAUAUUGGCACAACAUGGCUACCAGGAUUCAACGAGCUUGGCGUAACUAUCUUAGAUAUCGGACAGAAUGCGCUAUUCGUAUUCAACGGUUCUGGAGGCGAGUCACGGGCGGACUUCAAUACAUCAAGCUCCGCGAUCAAGGCCAUAAGGUCCUAGGUGGAAGAAAAGAACGGCGGAGAUAUAGUUUGGUCGGGUCAAGAAGGUUUCUCGGUGACUAUCUUGGUAUUGGCAACGCUGGCGGCAUGGGAGAUGUCAUCAAAAGUUCAAUCAACAUUGGCAGCGGUGAUAGUGUUCUUUAUUCAUGCCGAUGCGAGCUCUUGGUGACUAAAUUUGGACGCUCAAGUAAACCGUCUCCUCGACUCUUGGUUUUGACUUCGCGCAAUGUUUACAUUGUCGUUCAAAAAUACGUCAAUAACCAGCUUAACAUAUUGGCGGAACGGGUCAUCCCAAUUGGCGCUAUCAAAUUCGUCAGCACUUCGAAUCUAAAGGAUGACUGCAUCGAAUAUAAUAAGAAGCCUGGUAAACUAGCUACUGUGAAAGCAGUAAAGGACCCAUCAGUGCCCCGCGACGAUGUGUAUAAAAGCAGCACCAUCCGUACUGGGCCUGGGGAACCAGCCAGUUCAGUUUCCAAGCCUACUCCAAAACCAAAACAAGUGGCCGGUAAGCCAAUCACCAAAGGCAAACUGCUCCGACCUGGCGGACCAGGAGGUGGCCCAUCGAAGCUUGCCUCUCGCCCUAAACCCGCCGUUCAGCAUCUUCCUGAGAACCCACGUGCCGCAAAGGAACCCGCCGGCGAAAAGUUCAGACCGGUAGCGCAGCCAGUUGCUGCGGUUGCACAAUCGCAUGCUCGAACCAAUUCAGGAUCCCAAAAUAGGCCCCCGCCUCCUCCUCCACCCUCCCAGCCUCCCGCGCCAAAGAAAAAUAGCGCCAAGGCUCUCUAUGAUUUUGACAGUGGCAGGUCCAAUGAGUUACCGCUUAGGAAGGGAGAAAUCGUGCAAAUCGUAGCCAAGGAAGCUAACGGCUGGUGGCUGUGUAUGAAUAUAGAGACAUCAGUCCAGGGAUGGGCUCCUGAAGCAUACCUCGAGCCAGUCGCAGCACAAGCUCCGUCGCCUCCUCCGCCCCCUCCACCACCAAGCUUUCCGCCGCAAUCCAAACCUGCAGUGACAAACAAUACACUGCAGAAUGGACCGUCGCGCGUCAACGGAGCGGCAGCGAAAGCCAAACCCGCACCACCCGCCCCUCCGGCUAAGCGCCCAAACAUGGCCCGCAAAGCUGUUCCAGCAGCAGCGCCUCGAGACAGCGCAGUCAGCAUGAACUCACACGAGUCCCCAAGUGGUAGCGGCCGUGCAACUCCAAGUAGCGUCAGCAAUGCAAGCCUUGCCGGUGGUCUAGCGGAAGCUCUGAGAGCCAGGCAAAGCGCCAUGCACGGAAAGGACCAAGACGACGAUGAUUGGUAG
Molecule: messenger RNA, 3639 nt
Organism: Uncinocarpus reesii 1704
Lineage: Eukaryota; Fungi; Ascomycota; Eurotiomycetes; Onygenales; Onygenaceae
Product: myosin-5
Exons: 9
Coding region: 1-3639 (1212 amino acids)
Biological process (GO): actin filament organization; endocytosis; vesicle transport along actin filament
Cellular component (GO): cell tip; myosin complex; actin cytoskeleton
Molecular function (GO): ATP binding; actin filament binding; microfilament motor activity
Source: RefSeq, a predicted model, not a curated record